Molecule: messenger RNA, 5846 nt
Organism: Neopsephotus bourkii (Bourke's parrot)
Lineage: Eukaryota; Metazoa; Chordata; Aves; Psittaciformes; Psittacidae
Gene: MINDY2
Product: MINDY lysine 48 deubiquitinase 2
Exons: 9
Coding region: 45-1715 (556 amino acids)
Biological process (GO): protein K48-linked deubiquitination
Cellular component (GO): cytosol; cell periphery
Molecular function (GO): cysteine-type carboxypeptidase activity; cysteine-type deubiquitinase activity; K48-linked deubiquitinase activity
Source: RefSeq, a predicted model, not a curated record
CGCUGCGGUGCCAAUAGAGAGCGACGGAGCCGGGCGGGCCGGGCAUGGAGAGCCUGGCGCAGCCCCCGCCGCCUCCGGGCUCGCUGAAGACGGGCGGCGGGGGCGCUGCCAGCCAGCUCCUCCUGGAAGAGGCGGCGGCAGGCGAGGGCGGCUGCCGCGACGGGCCCGCGGCGGCUGAGGAGGGCGGCGGGCGGCGCAGCCCUUCCCCUCCCCGGGCCCCCGCUCCCGCCGUGGUCCCCUGUACGGCGUCUCCCUCGCGGGCCCCUGAGAGCAGCUCGCCGGCGGCGGAAGGCGCGGGACUGGCGGUGCCGGAGAGCCCCGAAGCGGCGCCUACAUCGGAGAGCGGUCCCGCGGGGGCCGGUUCCGGGAGCAGCGGGGCUCCCAGUCCCCCGGGGGAGGAGUCCCGGAGCCUGGACUCAUUGGACUCCUUUUCUAACCUGCACUCCUGCUGCCCGAGCAGCUCCGAGCUCAACAGCGAUGUCGAGGAGGCGGUGGUGGCGGGGGCCUCCUCGGAGGGCGCGGCUCCGGAGCCCGAAGGGGAUAGGCCCGCCGCGGGCUCCCAGCUCCUCUCCGCCUCUAAGGAGCGUUUCCCUGGCCAGUCGGUCUAUCACAUCAAGUGGGUCCGCUGGAAGGAGGAAAACACGCCCGUCAUCACACAGAACGAGAACGGACCCUGCCCGUUGCUGGCCAUCAUGAACGUGCUGCUCUUGGCCUGGAAGAUUAAGCUGCCACCAAUGAUGGAAAUCAUAACGGCUGAACAGCUGAUGGAAUACUUGGGAGACUAUAUUCUUGAUGCAAAACCUAAAGAGAUAUCUGAAAUUCAGCGUCUAAAUUAUGAGCAGAAUAUGAGCGAUGCAAUGGCGAUUCUACAUAAGUUACAGACGGGUCUGGAUGUCAAUGUGAAGUUUACAGGUGUAAGAGUGUUUGAAUACACACCUGAAUGCAUAGUGUUUGAUCUUCUUGAUAUCCCCUUAUACCAUGGAUGGUUAGUGGACCCUCAGGUUGCUGACAUAGUAAAAGCAGUUGGUAACUGCAGUUACAAUCAGCUGGUGGAGAAGAUAAUUUCUUGUAAACAGUCAGACAACAGUGAACUGGUUAGUGAAGGAUUUGUAGCUGAGCAAUUUCUAAAUAACACAGCUACACAGCUGACAUACCAUGGACUGUGUGAGUUGACUUCAGCUGUCCAGGAGGGAGAGCUUUGUGUAUUCUUCAGGAAUAAUCAUUUCAGCACCAUGACCAAAUACAAGGGCCAGCUUUACCUGCUGGUGACAGAUCAGGGCUUUCUCACAGAAGAGAAAGUUGUUUGGGAAAGCUUGCACAAUGUGGAUGGUGAUGGAAAUUUCUGUGAUUCUGAAUUCCACCUACGGCCUCCAUCAGACCCUGAAACUGUCUACAGAGGGCAGCAGGAUCAAAUAGAUCAAGAUUACCUGAUGGCAUUGUCUCUACAACAAGAGCAGCAAAAUCAAGAGAUUAACUGGGAACAGAUCCCAGAAGGAAUCAGCGAUCUAGAGCUAGCAAAGAAGCUCCAGGAAGAGGAGGACAGGAGAGCUUCUCAGUACUAUCAGGAACAAGAACAAGCAGCUGCUCAGGUCCAGCAGGUACAAGGUGCUGCUUCUCCAGCAAGCGGAAGACAAUCUGGGAGUAAUGAACGCAAACGAAAAGAGCCUCGAGAGAAAGAGAGAGAAAAAGAGAAGAAUAGCUGUGUUCUCUUGUAAGAGAAAAUGGAUUUAGUCUGGAGCCAAGUGCAUGUCCUCAGAAGCAAAAACAAGGAGUAAAAAGGAAGACAAACCUGUUACAUGCCGCCUGUGCCUGAUUACCCCAUGGAUUUUGUUCAUGUUUCAAGAGAGGAUGGGUGACUUUGUUACAAUCAUACAGACUUUCUGCAAAGUCAUGGCGCGUGCUGCUCAAGAUGGAAUUCCAAAUCACAGUUGGAUGUGGCUGUGCUUUGAGUUAGUCAUAAGAAAUACUGCACCUUGUAGCUGAACACACAAAUCUUGGCAGUUUUGUGUCAUAGUGACAUCCAUUACUCAUUACAUCAGUUAGUAAGCUAUUUUAUCUUCUACUCUGAACAAAGGAGGUAAUUUGUUUUGUGUAAGACUUUUUCCUGAAGUCUUUACACUAGCACAAUGGAGUUCUGUGUUACUUACAUGGUAUGAAACUAUAUCUUAGGCUGGGUAUAGUCUUCAUGAAACAGGAGCCCGAAUAACAGCUGGGCACUGCCUCCUCAGUGUGUCCAGAUUUCCUUGCUUCUGGAUCUGGUAUGCUCUUAUUUUUUUUUAACCCAGAUUUAUACUGUGUUACUGCUAUCAUUGCACCUCCUGGCCAGCUUUCUUGCCCCAAGAAUAUGUGACCUGAUAGGCAUCACACAAAAAAUUGUCAUAGAGAAUGGGGCAUUUAUUUAUAAGCAAGAUGAAUAUUGUUUGCUUUUCUUGCAAUUACAAACUGGGUGUGGCAACUCAGAUGUUAUCAGGGUUAAACAAGUAAUUUUAUAGGUAACUUCUUUUUUCUUUUAGUAUAUUUUCUCUUGUAGGUAAACUGGACCAGAUAAGUUCUUAUUUAUUGACCUCUCUAUAUGAUAGGUGAAUGAUGAGAAGUGACUAAGGUCUAUAAUAAUCAUUAUUCUAUGUAAGAAUGCAGAGUUAAAAUAACUAUCUGCCUUUUUUCCAGAAGUACCUUGAACUUUAACAUGAUGCUAACAUGUCCACUUGUAUAUUUAAGCAAGUGUACUGUAGAUAAAACCACACUUAUUUGUUUUAUAAAUCAUGUAUCCUUAAAAAGCACACUUCUGAAGGGUGGUGAGAAGCGAGGCUGUUCUCAGAGACUGUUUGGGAAGGUGGUCAGGUGUAAUAUUUUGUUUUUAAAUUACUAAUUUAGAAUUUUUGGAAAGCAGAUUUUUCUAAUUUAUGGGAACCAAAUAAACAUGUUGCCUCUUGUAAUAUUUAUAGAAUGCAGGAACAGAACUCUCGCUGAAUUUUGAGGGAACUGCAGAUCUCGGUCCACUUUGAAGUCAGUAACAGUUACCUUCCUGCUGAACCUUUUUGAUAAAGAUUUCUAUUUAGCAAUUUGUAGAUACUUUUGAAAAAGGCUGCUUCUCCUGGACAAGAUACAUAUUUGUGCUCUAAGCCUGGGUAAGUGCAUUAGUAUACAAUAAUCUGGGAAAGUGAAGGCAGACAGGUGGGAUAUGACAUUCCUGGUUUCAGGUGUUUGGAGAAUUUCUGAGGGAGAGCGUGUCUAAACACUUGUCCACCAGUAAGAAGCUGCUGUUACGAACCUAGGAUGAAAAUUAGAUGGAUAGAGGAAGAAUGUCUUACUAACUAAAGGGCCAGUUUGUAUCGCUUUUUUUCUUUCAUGCCUCUUUUGGUUUUCCCACUUUUGUUACAAUUUCCCUUUUAUAAUAAUGAAGUAAUGAACAAUAGGAGGUCUCUAAUACACAAACUGUAAAUUUAAAGAUUUCUCUAUUAUCUAGAAAAGUCAUGGCCAGAAAAGUAAUUUUAAUACGUAAUGUAUGCAGAUAAUUUUCUCUGUCAAAGCAAAGGUGGACAUCUUUUUUCCUUUGCAGCAGCCUAACUUCUUCAAACAAAUUAAUGUGAUGGAGGAUCACCAACAUAAUGAUUUACCUACUUUAAGCAGAUCAGAAAAUAUUCCAGUAGUGUCAAUAACAAAGACUUUAAGCCAGAAUGUUGUUUAAAAACAUUCUGUUACUAAGAUUUCUCCAAAUUUGUGUAUUUACAUUUAUUUAUUGACCUUGAAAAAUAAAUAUGUCACGCUAAGUGUUUGUUAUCUUAUUAUUUUUAGUGACAGUACUGUCACUUUAAAUUCCUUUUUCAACAAACCUAGCUGGAGCAGCAUUGUGGCUAUAGUGUGUAUCUUUUCACCCCAAGAUACUUGCUCAGAUUAGAAUAAUUCAUGUAACAUUUCCAGUUUCAGACAGAUGUGCCUGAAACCUAAAAUACUGUAGUUACAGUAAUGUCAUGUGGUCACAGAGGGAAAAGAGUUAAAUGCCAAUAGUCAUCAUGAAGUCUGAACUCCCAGAUAAUUCAGGUUUCCUUUCAAUAAAGGAGUAAGGAGUUUCAGGUUAAAUGAGAUGGCAGACAUGCUGUUCAAACAGUUCUCUGUUUGUAUCUUUUUCUUUACAGGUCUUGAAGCUUUGGAAAAAAGGUAAAGAAUUUGUGAAAUCUAGGACAUUGUUCUGCACAGGCUGAGCUUGUUAGUAGCCAAAGUUUUAAGUGGAUGAGCUUGUUAGUAUUCAAAAUGAGACGCAUCUGGAAGCUUUGUUUGUACCCCACUGUGACUAAGCACUCCAAAAGCAACUAUCACAGUUGGUAUCUCUGACAGUAUCUGGUGGUUAAAAAUAAUGAACAGAAUUGCUUUUAUCUGUAACCAUGAGCUUUGAAAACAAAGUAUUGAUGGAGUACCCGAAAGACAAUGUUUACUUCUGACUGCUUCAUUUGCCUCUUUUUUGAAGCUAACGUUCUGGUGAAAGAGUGCAGAUUUAUACUUUAAAUUUGUUUACACAAUUUAGCAUGCACAUGCUCCAAAUGCCUACAUAAUAUAUAGGAAAGUGUGCAGAAAAGUAGAGUAGAAUUUGUUUUCCACUACAUAAAAGCUAGCACAGAAGACAGAAUCCUAGAAUUUUUUGUUGUUGCAUUGUAGUUGUGAAAUAAAGCUAAAUACAAGUAUUCUUGGAAUUAGCAAAAAACAAAGAGCACUGCCAUAGUGAUAAAUGUUUUACUAAAAGGCACUUUGUAAAUGCUCAAAUGAACUAUUUUUCUUGUGAUGCUUAUGGAAUCUGCAACCCAACACAGCAGAUCCAGAGGCAGAUUGUAACACAAGGAUAAAACUAGCAUUCCUGAAAAUUCACUUUAAUACAAUGCAAAAAAUACAUUUUGUAGCUAGUCAUCUAGUCAGCAUGUGUUCAGAUUGUCUUUGCAGAGCUGCUCUUGUGGGUCACAGACACACAACCUACAAGUGAAGCAUAUGCUCUUCUGUGUACACUCGCAUUGGAUUGCUGAUCUCCACUCCCAUUUGGUAUUUCACGUUAUUGUUAAAUGCUUCUUUAAACUUGUACACACAGGUUCUUGGAAAAAAAAAAUUCCAGUAUGUAAUAAAAGGCAAUUUGAGUUCUUGAAAUUGAACUUUUGGUGUAUUCAGCAGGAAAUACUCAAGUAAAAGGUGAAGAUAAUGUACAUUUAAUUGAACCUUUCUUCUUUCCUGCUACAAUAGACCUGCAAUACAAAGCUAGCUCGUUGCUUAGAUCAGCUUUCUUACCAUUAGGAUGCUUAUCAUAGUCAAUUGUUGAAGUUUAUACAAAGUACAUUCUAAAAGACAACAUACUGAAUUAAGAGCAGUAUUCAUUUUAUGUGAGAGUAGUCUUUAAUGUUGUAACUGUAAGCAGCAGGUGACUCAUGAAAUGCAAGUUAAUUGAUGCAGUAUCAGCAUUACAAAGCGUAUUAGAGAAAAACAAAAGUAACAAGCCUUAGUUUGUUUGCAAUAUAAUGCUGACAUUUCUUCCAUCUAUGCUGAUAGCAAGACCUCAGUAGCAAGAAAAGUCUGACACUGAAAAAUGUUCGUAUAGUCUAAUGAUAGCAAAUGUCACAUGCAGGAACUUAAACAUAUGCAUUUUAUCUUGUGAUUCCAGUGCAGUUACUUUUUUUGAAGCAUAAUUAGCAAUAAACUGUUAGCAGUGUUGUUUUGAGUGGGAAAAUUUGGUGAGAUGAAUGACACUUUGUUACACAAAAUCAUUUAUACAGAAGUCAAUUUGAUGUUAACUUUCACAGUGCUUUCAUAUAGCUUCUUCAUGUUCACAGACUUCUGAUAGUUGUCCAGUAAAAAAGCAAUGUAUUUAA